This is a messenger RNA of Entamoeba invadens IP1, 4725 nucleotides long. RefSeq names its product multidrug resistance-associated protein, putative. Gene Ontology annotation, molecular function: ABC-type transporter activity; ATP binding; ATP hydrolysis activity. The transcript is spliced from 2 exons. Gene Ontology annotation, cellular component: membrane. Gene Ontology annotation, biological process: transmembrane transport. Lineage: Eukaryota; Evosea; Mastigamoebida; Endamoebidae. The record is from RefSeq and is a predicted model, not a curated record. The coding region runs from base 1 to 4725 and encodes 1574 amino acids.
AUGACAAUCGAGGACAACGCAUUUUUCCAAUGGUUUGCGGACGAUUAUAAACCUCGCUUUUUCGACACACAAGAAGAAGAUCUGACAGCUUACUUGUACGCUUUUGUGAUGUCUCUAUUCACACUUUUCAUGUUUGGCCCGUUGAUGUACAGACUCUUUUAUGUACUCUUCUUGCCAAAAACGACAACACCAAAGUCUAUUAGUUGGCUCUUCAUCAUACGAAUCUGCAGUAUGUUGAUUCUCUUUGUGAUCUCCUUUAUACACGCACUUGUCCCGUUGUGUUACAAAUUACUCGACACGUCCAUUUACGAUGAGGCAAAGUACGUUGACACUAAUGAGGGCUAUGCGUACUACCUGAUCAUUCCAAACGCUAUUUUGAGCAUUGAGUGGUUAAUUGUGAUGGUCGACUUUUAUAUUGAAAAGAAGCGUUCUGUCUUCUUCGGUACAUUUAUCCAAUUAUUCAUCUUGGGAGUCAUGUCAAUUCAACUCCUCUUUGUGAAAACAGAAACGACUUAUAAGCCAGAAAAGACACUUGUUGCUUGGAUGAAUUACUUGUACAGAAUCACCUUUUGGGUGCAAGUAUUAUGUGAAGUCAUCUUAGGGUUUUCUAUGUUAAUGAAACAAGACAACCGAUUCAUUAAUCCGGAAUACAAGCGCGUUGUGUCUAAUAACAAAGAAGAGUUAGAUGCAGACCGAUCAUACUCUGGCGAAGAAAAAGAUGGCGAGAAAGAGUCUUAUGGAUCUUCUAUUCACUUUACACCAAUGACAAAUAAUGUCAGCCAGUCUUAUCAAAAUGAUACUCUUGCUCUUUUGAGAAAUAACCAACCAGUCGACUCAAGAGCCAAACCAAAAAGAUCAUUUGGAGCACGAGUUAAGCAUUGGUUCGACUUUUUGACCUUCUCGAAUAUCACUGAAUUACUUGGGUUCAAAAGAGGAUACCAGAAAGGUAUGACUAUGGACGUGUCUGAUAUUGAUGAGCUGGAUAUUAACAAUCGUGCCAAUUACUUAAUCCGACAAUUUGAAGUUGCUUGGGAAAAGGCGAAACAGAAACCAAAGCCCAAAUUGUUGCGAGUGAUGUUCCGAUUGAAUGCAAAGCCUAUGUUGAUUGCAAUCAUCCCAAGAAUUUUGUACGACAUCACGUUGUUCAUCCCAAUUGUUGCUCAGAAGGUGAUGAUAGAGUUUGGACUUGCUUGGAGUGACAUCAAAAAUGGAUCGUCGGGAUUGAGUUCUGGAAGUUUGACAAAUGAGGACAUAGCAGAUAUGUUGCCCGCCAGCGAUCAGAAGUGGUUUGGUAUACUCUUUGGAUUUUUGGUCAUUAUAAUUUCAGCGUUCUCAUCUUUCAUGGGACAAUACUUUACAUUCAUCACAACUGUUGUUGGUCAGAAAAUGCGGUCGACACUCGUCAUGGAGAUGUACGAGAAAGUGUUUUCUAUGAAUGCAAAAUCGCAAUCCACGACGCCACAUGGCCAGAUCUUAAAUAUGAUGUCUGUUGAUGCAAACUGUGUGAAUGAUAUGUGCUCACAAGUCCAUUUGUUGUGGUCGUGUACUUUGGAAGUUAUAGUCUCUAUCGUUUGGCUGUUCUGUGUUGUACAGUGGACUGCUUGUGCUGGGUUAGUUAUCAUGUUUAUUGCUUGCUUCUUGAACGUUGUUUUGGCAAAGUUUAUUGUUAACCAAAUGAAGCAGUUGAUGAUUAUUAAAGAUACCCGUGUGAAACUCAUGACAGAAGUAUUGAACGCGAUUAAAACAGUAAAAGUGAUGGUAUGGGAAAGACACUUGCAUGGUCAGUUACACGACACACGAAAGAAAGAAGUCAAAAGAAUCUUGUGGGUCAUUGCUUUUAGAAGUUGCAUGAACUUCAUCGUCUGGGCAAUUCCACCUGCUGUCUCCUUUGCAACAUACGGUAUUCUCACAAUCAUUGCUGGUGGUGAUGCAAACGCGUUGGGACCAGAAGAAGCGUUUUUGACGCUUGGUCUGUUUAACAUCAUGAGACUUCCACUUAUUAGAUUCCCAAAACUGUUGAACGACACGAUGCAAGGUGUCACUUCGCUGAGAAGAAUUCAAGAGUUCUUGAUGAAAGGUGAAGACCAAAAAGACCGAGAUGCAGACAAUGUAAUUGCUGCUGUUGAGACUGCAGCACCCGAUGCGCCAAGUAUUGCAGUUGAACAUGCGACAUACACAUGGGAAGACAACGACUCGACUGCACUCUCAGACAUCAACUUCACUGCGAAGAAGGGGCAACUGAUUGGAAUCAUUGGUGAAGUUGGGUGUGGUAAGUCCGCGUUCUUCCGGUCAUUGCUUGGUAAUUUACACAAGACAAAUGGUAUGGCGUUGUACAAUGGGAAGAUAGGGUAUGUUGCACAGAAUGCAUGGGUACAGAACUUGACUGUUCACGACAAUGUUGUCUUUGGAAAGAAACACAACAACGACGUCUACGAGAAGGUUGUUGCGGCUUGCGAAUUGAGAAACGAUUUGGAAAACUUCCCAGGUGCAGACCAAAUGGAAGUUGGGAUUGGAGGAUCAAAUCUUUCUGGUGGACAGAAACAGCGACUUGCGCUCGCACGUGCGGCGUAUCAAAAUGCAGACAUCUACUUACUUGACGACUGUUUGAGUGCAGUCGAUGCAAAUGUCGGGCAGAACAUCUUCAACAACUGCAUCAAAGGCAUUCUACGAGAAAAGACGCGUGUUUUGAUCACACAGACAUUCCAAUACCUCCCCGAGUGUGACUACAUCUAUGUGAUGAAGAACAACACAUUUGUCGAACAAGGUACUUUCGAAGAGUUGCACGCUCAACAAGGAAGUGAGUUUAUGAGACUUUACUCGAAUUACGCAGCGAACGUUUCUCAUCAGGAUGAACAUGGCAAGAGAAUAUUGAAACGUAAAUUAAAGAAAGGUGUUAAAGUGUCUCAGUUGAUUGCCAAAGAGAAUGUCCAAAAUGCUGGAGAUGCGAAAGCGAUGUGGACGUAUAUCAAAUAUGGUGGCUAUUUCUACUUUGCUAUGGUGGUGUUCUUCUUCUUUAUUUCGUCAUUCAUGUUAAUUGGUUCUAACUUCUGGCUUGUUAUUUGGACAGAUCCAACCAAGAGAGCUUCACAUGAUUUGACAAAAGAUAUGGAUGGAUACACUUUAAUGGGUACAUAUGGUGUAAUUGUUCUGAUAGUGCUUGUUCUAAUUACAGUUCGAUUUAUAUGUCUUGGAGCGUUCAAUGGAAAAGCUUCAAUUAAUUUGCACUUUGAUGCAUUGAAUCGUGUUUUGAACUCACCUAUGUCAUUCUUCCAAGCAACUCCAAUUGGAAGAAUUUUGACUCGUUUCUCAGAAAAUUUGUUUGUUGUUGAUGAUAAAAUCAAUUUGUCUUUGGCUCAGUUCAUGGCUUCUGUAAUGUUGUCAUUAGUCACAAUUGGAGUGACUGUUGCAUCAUCACCAAUGAUGAUUUCCGUGUUUGCUAUCGCGACUUAUUGGUUCUUCUAUGUCUACAUUUGGUAUAUGACAUAUGCACAACAAUUACUUCGACUUGAUAUCAUUUAUCGAAGUCCAUUGUACAACAGUUUCCAAGAGACUUUGCUUGGACUUGACACCAUCAAAGUGAUGCACAACGAGAGGAGAUUCACUUCGAUAUUGUCCAACAAAUUGAACAAACAACAGAAGAUUUACUACGCCAAUAAUGUCUGCCAAAGAUGGUUGGGUGUACGUGUUGAAAUGAUCGGGUGUGUUGGUCUUGGUAGUGUUAUUAUUUUCAGUGCGAUUCAAAUUGCAAGUACCUCUCCGUCUUUGGUUGCCUUGUUGAUUAUGUACAUGUUCCAGUUUAAUCACAUUAUGAAUCAACUUAUUCAAUCUUCGGUUGAAGUCCAGAUGGCGUCGACUGCUGUAGCUGCUGUUUGUGAUUACCUUGAUUUGCCAUCAGAGAGAGGGAUAACGGAAGACGACCCGACAGUGACGGGUCGUGUUGGUCCCAAUUGGCCUGAGCAGGGAGACGUCAAGUUUGAGAACUUAACGAUGACGUAUUCAGCGGAGUUGCCGCCAGCUGUGAAUGACUUGACGGUCCAUGUGAAUCCUGGAGAGUCAGUUGGUAUUGUGGGGCGUACGGGAGCAGGAAAGUCGUCGAUCAUGGUUGCAUUGUUCCGGUUGUAUGAGCCGACAAGUGGGUGUGUGAUCAUCGAUGGUGUCAACACAUCGACACUUUCACUUGAGACGCUUCGGUCAAGAUUGUGUGUCAUUCCACAAGAGCCAGUCUUGUUCAGAGGCACUUUACGAAAAAAUUUGGAUGUUCUUGGGAAGCACACCGACGAAGAGAUGAUCCAAGCGCUUCAAGACGUUAACAUGAAGGAGAGUUUAUUCAGCAAAGGUGAUGGACUGAAUCUUGAAAUUGCUGAAGGCGGUGCAAACUUCUCGAUUGGGGAAAGACAACUCAUUUGUCUUGCACGAAGCACAAUGUUCAUGAUUGCACACAGACUCCACACCAUUUUGACGUGCGACAAGGUCUUGAUGCUUGAGAAAGGGCAUGUUGUUGGGUUUGGACAACCCGAUGAAUUGAAAAAGACAUGUGCAGAGUUUGCUUCACUUGUUUCAAAAACUGGUCUUGGCGGUGAACACUCCGAUGAACAAGAAGACCACAAAGAAGAGAAGGACGUCAAGCCAAAGGACGAAGUAAAACAAGAAACUAAGGAAGAGAAGCUUGUUGAUGUGCCCGAAGUUAAAGCAGUUGAACCACCAAAGAGCCCAAGUAUCCUUUAA